This is a messenger RNA of Gadus chalcogrammus (walleye pollock), 3325 nucleotides long. RefSeq lists its product as uncharacterized. NCBI's taxonomy places the organism in Eukaryota, Metazoa, Chordata, Actinopteri, Gadiformes, Gadidae. Bases 2137 to 2820 code for a protein of 227 amino acids. The record is from RefSeq and is a predicted model, not a curated record. The transcript has 16 exons.
UGAUUUGUUGUGCAGAGAACAUUGGCCUUCAUGUUUUGCCUAGAUCCAACCUCGAUGGAUUCAAACUCGGUGGUUUAUGAUUAACAUUCUUUCCCCGGCUGACCGACUAUGAUGGAAACAAGAUUUGUUUAAUAAGCCAAAUUUUAUGAAACCGCUUGAAACACGAGUUAUUUUAGCAUCAUAGGUCACCCAUUCGUCUACACAUGUACUCAUCAAGGCUUCUUGUUUUUGUUUGUUCGUUUCUCAAGGUCACCAGGAAGCUCGUCUACCAGCGUGCCGUGGUGUACCACAAGACUCUGCUCAGACGUGAAGUCCGCCUAGCUCACACUCCCCGCUGAGCCUAAGCUGGCCUUCAUCAUCAUGAUCCCAUGUCUUUCAAGGUGACCAGGAAGCUGGUCUAGAAGCCUGCUGGGCGUACCAGGGGGUACAGGACUGAUCCACCUCCGCUAAGGCCAACCUGGCCGUGGUCAUUGGGGUCCGAGGAUUCUCAAGAUGACCAGGAAGUCGUCUACAAACGUGCCGAGGUGUACCACAGAGUACAGGACUCAGUUCAGACGUGAAGUUGAAGUUGGCCUUCUCGGGUCACGUGGACUGUCCAGCUGCUCCUCUUCCAUGAUGCACCAGUCGAUGCCGUCGACCAAUCGGGCCGCACGGCCCUGAAGAUGGCGGCGAAGGGCAGAGUCGGCGUGCUUGAGGUGCUGUUGACCAGCACUGAGGCCAACCUGAGUCUGGGAUAAAGACAGCAACACGGCCCUUCACCUGGCCUGCAGUAACGACCUUCAACCCGGCGGACUAAACGGCGAACUCUGGGGGUGUUCGCAAGGAAACGUGGGACACUGACGGCAACGACGGUGCUGAGGGAACUGGUCACCAGGAAGCUGGUCUACCAGCGUGCCGUGGUGUACCACAAGACUCUGCUCAGACGUGAAGUCCGCCUAGCUCGCACUCCCCGCUGAGCCUAAGCUGGCCUUCAUCAUCAUGAUCCCAUGUCUUUCAAGGUGACCAGGAAGCUGGUCUAGAAGCCUGCUGGGCGUACCAGGGGGUGCAGGACUGAUCCACCUCCGCUAAGGCCAACCUGGCCGUGGUCAUUGGGGUCCGAGGAUUCUCAAGAUGACCAGGAAGUCGUCUACAGUGUGCCGAGGUGUACCACAGAGCACAGGACUCAGUUCAGACGUGAAGUUGGCCUUCAUCAGGAUCACAGGAACCGCUGAAGACUGGCCAGACCCUUCAACAGGCGCCCAGCUGGGCAAGCCCCAUGCAUCAUCAUCCUCUGGACUGCAUUGAGGGAAGCGACGGAAUCGUCUGCAUGAGGGCUCAUCAUGCUAGUGAGAUGUAGCUCACAGAUGCACUUCAGACGAGCGGGCCUACUCAGCAGUACUCGCCCCUUACUCCUGUCCCAUUAUGGCUCCUGGUCGCAUGUUAAUGAUGCACUUGUUGUUCCCCAUCUUAACGACUGGUGAAACCCAAGCUGAAAAUAAGACAAUUUAGUCUGAAACCACAUCCUGGACUUGAGUCUCACUGAUUGUUAUUCUGAAUCCGGAUCCUGUUUCAAAAGCAAAACCUUUUAAUCACUUUAUAUGUUGUGACUGGUAUAUUUUUUUUUAUCCUAAAUGAUUUUUGCUCCCUUUCCGGUUAUGUGUGAUUUCAACUGAGAAAUAAAAACAACAAAAACUAAUUGUUUCAGUGUUUGACAUUUUCUAUGGCCCACCUUUGGGGGAAACUGCCUUCUGAUGGGCCAGUACAGAUGUAGCCUGCCUCUUUGACUGUCUCCCAGACUAGUUGCUGUGGGAAGAUCAACUGGCAUAAUUAUGAAGUGUGUAAGCUGUUAUGUUUUGAUCAUUGCUAAUGUCAUUUUAAUGGCAAAGGGACAUCUCUCAGUUUAUGAACUGACCAGAGGAUUCAGUCUAGUGGACCAGAUGUGUGCAUAAUGCCGUGGAUGACUUUAUUGGAGUAGUGUGUACGGUUUGUAGCCAUAGCAACGUCUGACACCACCCGGAGCAGAGCGCACCGAGCCGCGGGUCCACGCUACUAAAUCAUCCGCUAAACCAGCCGAUCGAUGGAUCAGACGCAUCGGUAGCGGAUACUCUCGUCGAACUGCAAAAUGUGAACGACGUCGAGUUCGUAUGGCGUCGGGCGAUGACAUUUCGAGUGUCUCCACCGCCUUCUAAGAGGAGCUCGGGUUGCAGCCCGAAGCGCUGCGAGUCGCUCGGUGACGUCAAAGCGAUGAUCAAGACCUCGAGGGACGCGAGCUUGCUGCCAGUGCGGAGUAAAUUGCCAUACAUUCCCAGUUUAGCCAAGUCGACGGACGGAGCGUGCCGCCGUGUUAACGGUCUCCUAGCGACAAAAGGACAAGAGGCCGGCGGGAGUCAUUUUCUGUUUGACAAAACAUAUGAUCAUAUACAACGGACCGGAACCCUGAUCCCGCCACUGCCAAAGAACUAUCACGUGCACCGGACCGGAAAACUGCAGCCUAUUGGCGCCCCCCAUGGGCAAGGCCGGCCCCUCUCCCUGAGCUCCUGUGAAGGCUACAGCCUCGGCACUAACCCAACGUUCCUCUUACCCUCUGCGUUGGUCCUCAACAAGAGGAACACCCUCUCCGUGGACCACUGCCUGUUAAACAGGCCUAAAGGGAAUCAACGCACCUACAACCUGUUGACCAUCAAAGACAUUCAAAAAGGUCAGGGGUCGUUCCCGGACCCUGUGGCAGGGGCCCCGUACCCCUUCCUCCAGAGGGUCUCUGAGCUGGCGGCUCUGGAGGGGGACACGGCCCGGCAGGAGAAGCUGGUGAAGAUGACUAAGAACAGGAAGCAGGAGUCCUGAUGAGCCCACAACAUCAUCUCAGUGAAUUCGGUUUUAUUCAGAGGAAACCCCUAGAGUAGAACCAUCUCGUCUUCGAGGGGACCUCAUCGGUGAAUCCACGGGUCCAGGAUCCAAACAUCUCUCAUGGUGCCAAAGUUAUACAGACUUUUAUCGGUUGUGUCAGUUUCCUUCGUCAGUGUAUUGAUUUAUACUUUCUGUUCCUCGAUAGUGUUUGCCGACAACAGUGAAGUCUGCUCUUUAUUUCAGGUAUAAGUUGUCAGUAUUUCCCUUCUGUUAUCUAAAAUUGUUCUUGAUUAUUCUCGCAUCCCCUGAAAAAUAAUAGCACAUAUUUACUUCAAAAUUGUCUGUGUAUCAGUAUCUACAUUGGAUUGCAAGUCUGGCACAUCAACAGACUUGCUUUUCUAUCCCAUUUUGGCCCAGUUAGCAUUUUGGGCCAAAAUGCUAACUGGCUUUCCAGUAUUUGGCAUUUAUUCACAUUGAAACAAUAAAUGUAUUGUGGAGUUUU